Molecule: messenger RNA, 351 nt
Organism: Melampsora larici-populina 98AG31
Lineage: Eukaryota; Fungi; Basidiomycota; Pucciniomycetes; Pucciniales; Melampsoraceae
Exons: 5
Coding region: 1-351 (116 amino acids)
Biological process (GO): regulation of transcription by RNA polymerase II
Molecular function (GO): DNA-binding transcription factor activity, RNA polymerase II-specific; RNA polymerase II cis-regulatory region sequence-specific DNA binding
Source: RefSeq, a predicted model, not a curated record
AUGACUCCCUGCUGUGCCAUACCAAAAGCCGAAGAAUCAAACCUCCAUCAAAAUAAAAAUGUAGAUCCGAUUCAAGGAAAUGAAUUAAUUUCAAACGCAGUUCAACAUCUUACAACUCAAGUACCAAGACAUAGAUUAACGAUUGAACAAGAAAAAGUCUUAUUGAAAAGGUUUUCUAUACAAGAAUAUUUAAGUAAAAGAGAAAUGGAAGAACUCGCUGAGAGUUUAAAGAUUCCUACUAGUCAAUUGAGAACUUGGUUUGGAAACCGGUGCUCAAAGCUCAAAACAGCUGCAAGACAACCGGCUGAAUUAGAAGCAGGAAUGGGUCAUUUAACUUGGAAAUUUGAAUAA